Molecule: messenger RNA, 1188 nt
Organism: Solanum tuberosum (potato)
Lineage: Eukaryota; Viridiplantae; Streptophyta; Magnoliopsida; Solanales; Solanaceae
Product: probable LRR receptor-like serine/threonine-protein kinase At3g47570
Exons: 2
Coding region: 1-1188 (395 amino acids)
Biological process (GO): protein phosphorylation
Molecular function (GO): protein binding; ATP binding; protein kinase activity
Source: RefSeq, a predicted model, not a curated record
AUGAGUCUAUGGAGCCUCAAAGAUCUUUUGGUGCUUCACUUGUCCAAUAAUUCUUUGGUCGGCUCUAUACCUCCCGAUUUUAGCAAGUUGAAUGCCAUAACAUCCAUAGAUCUGUCCAGGAAUCACCUUUCAGGAAGUAUUCCCUCGACAAUUGGAGACUUGCAGAAUCUACUUUAUCUUUCUUUGGCUUAUAAUGAGUUACAUGGAUCUAUUCCGGAGUCACUGGGGAAAAUGAUAAGUUUGGAAUCGGCGAAUCUAUCCAAUAACAUUCUUUCAGGUACGAUCCCAAAAUCAUUAGAGUCACUUCGAUAUCUGAAGGAUUUCAAUGUAUCAUUCAAUAGAUUAAAAGGUGAAAUCCCAAGUAAAGGACCCUUUCGCAAUUUCACCUCUCAAGCUUUUAUGGGAAAUGAGGAGCUGUGCGGGGAGUUGCUUUUUCAGUCUUGUAGGGCUAGGUCUUUUCAUCAUUCAAGGAUAACCAAAUUGCUUCUGACUAUACUUGUCCCACUGGUAGCUGCAGUACUAGUACUUGGCUCAAUCGUUGUGUUGAUGUUAAGGAGACGUCGGAAUAGAAAUGUUCCAAUUCAAGAUGAAUCCUUUACUGCAACAACACUAGCCAGGAUUUCAUACAUUGAAAUUGAAAGGGCAACUCAAGGGUUCGACCAAUGCAACUUGCUAGGCUCUGGAGGUUUUGGCACUGUUUACAAGGGUAUGUUUGCAAACGGGAUGACUUUGGCAAUCAAAGUGUUCAAUUUACAGGUUGAAGGUGCGUUAAAGAGUUUUGAUGCUGAAUGUGAAGUUUUACGCAACCUUCGUCAUAGAAAUCUUACCAAAGUUAUCAGUAGUUGUACUAACUUGGAUUUUAAAGCAUUACUUCUUGAGUAUAUGCCCAAUGGAAGCCUAGAGCUGUGGUUACAUUCUGAUGAUCGCUUCUUGAAUAUGAUCCAAAGAUUAGACAUAAUGAUCGAUGUUGCAUUUGCUUUGGAAUAUCUCCAUCAUGGUUAUGGAACAGUGGUUGUACAUAGUGACCUGAAGCCUAGCAAUGUCUUGCUAGAUGAAAAGUUGGUUGGACAUGUGAGUGACUUUGGCCUGACCAAGUUAUUAGGAGAAGGGGAAUCAAUUGUUCAUACUAAAACACUUGCUACAAUGGGGUACAUUGCACCAGAACUCGGUGAAAGCCUGAGUGGAUAA